AGAUUAAACAACAACAAACAACAAGAGAUGAAUAAUUUAACUUUGAAUUUCUGAUUACAGUGGUGAACUCUAAUCAGUGAAUCUCAAAUAAAGAGAUGCUCCAUUUAGAAUUCUCUCUCAGGAUCAUAUUGAAUCUAAUAUUCUUCACGGUCGUGAGCAGCGAAACACAAGAAACGCAGGUUUUCGACCCAUUGGGCCCUUUAAUAAAGUGUAGUUUCCUUCCAUUAGAGUUCAUUCAAUGCACAGAUCCAGUAGACCAUAAGGGUAACAAAACCGCCAGAGAUGAAAUGCGGUACGGCUGCAUCAAAUUCGGGGGAAAAAAGUACCAUGACGUUGAGAAGACAAAAGUUCUAUGUACAGCUUUACAAAACAUUGAAUGUUUUGGCAACAGGACCUUCUUCAGAGAAGGUGUUCCUUGCAUCAAGUACUCAAACCAGUACUUCACCACCACAUUGCUUUAUAGCAUUCUGUUAGGGUUUCUGGGUAUGGACAGAUUUUGUUUAGGUCAGACUGGUACUGCUGUUGGUAAACUAUUGACAAUUGGUGGUCUAGGAAUUUGGUGGAUUGUGGAUGUAGUACUUCUAGUGACAAACUAUCUCACCCCAGAAGAUGGAAGUAACUGGAAUCCAUAUGUUUGAAAUCAAACAUAAAACUAGACUUACUGAGUAACAAAUGUGAUAUAUUUAUUCCUUUC
This is a messenger RNA of Phaedon cochleariae (mustard beetle), 694 nucleotides long. NCBI's taxonomy places the organism in Eukaryota, Metazoa, Arthropoda, Insecta, Coleoptera, Chrysomelidae. The record is from the annotation of a GenBank genome assembly.